Molecule: messenger RNA, 3280 nt
Organism: Dermacentor albipictus
Lineage: Eukaryota; Metazoa; Arthropoda; Arachnida; Ixodida; Ixodidae
Source: RefSeq, a predicted model, not a curated record
GUCGAUUAAUUGGGCCCCGGCCGCUAUCGACCCUCUUCCAGUGCAGCCAAGAUGGCGGCCGGCAACCACGGAGGCGCGCUCGCACCCUGGGCCCGACCGGACCUGCCGCAAGCACGCGACGCUGCGAGGGCCUAGAUGUGAAAAUAAAUGUAUCGCAGCUACCUCUGCGUCGAGGUGGUGAUCCUGCUGCUCCUGUCGCACGUGGGCUGGAAUGGGCCGUCGUCGCCGCGCGUGCAGCCCUGUUCGCGGGCACAGUCACGCGUGGCGCGCCAGCUGGUGCGCCGCAAGGUGACAGCCGUGCUUCAGCGAUACCGCGUCUCGCUGGGGCCCGAGUGCCCGCUGCACCCGAGCCAUGACCUGUUCUGGUGGCCGGCCGGCCUGAUGGCGGACGAGGCGCCGACCGCCGAGCCGCAGCCGCAGCCCAGCUGGAACUGCCCCAUGUGCGGCCGCUCCUUCUUCUGCCACGAGAAGCUCACCAGCCAUUGGGACGAGGAGCACGCGCCCAACCUGCCCCCCAAGGCCGACCGGGGGGUGUGCUUGGCCGACUACUGCGACAUCCUGCGUUGCGAUGUCCUGGGUCCCCGGCUGGCGGCCGCCGAGCGAGCGUCGGCCGCUGGAUCGGCCGUCGCGACCGCCCUGCAGCCCGACAAGCCCAAGGAGGUGGCGCCUGGCGGCCGCUGCGGCGAGCCGCCCGCCGACCAUCCGCGCUGCUCCUGCGACCAGAAGCACAUGAGCGCCCUGCACCAAAAAUGCCGGAUCGUCGUACAGCAGUGCGUCAUUGGACUGCUUUCCGUUCUUUCGGUCAAGGAUUUCCAAGACAUUGAAGAUGAGCUCAACAAUAACAUCUGCUCGUACCUCACCUGCAAUAAGUACUGGGACGACUCCCUGAACGAGGAGCGACGAGUUCCAAUGCUGUUCAGCAUGAUAAUAGGAAUAAUACUCGUCGGGGGCUUUUGCCUUUGCUACUACAUUGUUUGGAUACUUUUUGAGGCGAUCCCGCUUCCGAGCCUGAGCAGCCCAUGCGACGGGGCGCCGUACGACGACGUCUACUGCAACAGCCAGGUGCGCUUCUCGAGAUUCGGACUGUCGGCCGGCGGCCGCGACGGCGGGCCCGCGCGCCAGUGCCACUGCCGGCUCGUGGGCCGACACGCGUACCACAAGCACAGCGUGGCCGCCAGCAUGCGGUGACGCCGGCAGCGGCCAGCAAGCUGCGCUGCUCACCCCUGGUAGAAACGCUUGGGAGAAGCCGCCGGAACUGGCCGCGCGACAGCCGCGGAUUGUUGCCGCACGGAGAGAGAACCGAGGCUGUCAUCUGGCUCGCUCUCUCUCUUCCCUGCUACUCCUGGACACCCUCGCACCGCCCCACUGCGAUCAGCCUGCGUGGACCGGCCCGGCGCGACCCUGUACGUGCAUGAGGAGUCCAGUUGCACUCUGCAUCCCGCAGCGCCACUGUGUUGGCGCGUUCACUUGCGAUGCAACAGUCGCUUAUUGCACACCGCGGCGUGCUUAGCCGCGCACGAGGCUUCUGGCACGGGAGCGGCGGGCAAGACUCUCGAUCCGCGGGCGCCGCAGUCGACGUGGCCGCGCGCCUCUGUCCCUGCUGGCCGCCCUGUGGCGUGCCCGCCCACAGUGCGCGCUGCCGCUCGAAGCAAACUUUCGCGUGCGUGUAACUGCGACCGCUCAAAGCGCUGAUCUAGUUUGUUUGUUUUUUUUCGAACUGUGCGAGUGCCGCGCACGCCGUCUCGGGUUGUCUCUUCGUCGCUCGGUUGGAUCUCGGUUGACCACGUGCUUCCACCGCUGCAGUAUAUGCACCGUCUUCACCUCCUCUAGGCGCAGAAAGACAAAAAAGUUUCCUUGUGCGUCGGUCCCGAUUGCACACACAUGGUGCUUUGAAAAAGACGCGCGCGGUGGGCAUGCGUCGCGCCUUAAUUGCUGUUAUCGAAGACGGUCCCCUAACGGGACAUUAAACAAUGAAGCGUGCAGCCAGUAUAGGCUGAUGGGUUGCAACUCUGUGGCAGUGCGCUCCGCAAGGAUAGCGUAACUUGCCGGCAUAACAGUUAACGGCGGCAGCGUGGUAGCCGGCAGCAGUGGGCACUAAUCGUGCCAGAAAACGAGUUACAGCUUCUUUUUUUUUUUCUGGGUUAGCUGUGAAAUGUGGAAAGUUUGGCCAGUGAAAGGGCCGGCUCUCCCAAUAUCUUCGUCAAGCUAAAAGCAACAGCACAAAAAAAUAGCGGUACAGCAAUGACAAAACACUAUUGAAACAUCUACAGCAGGGCUCUGAGUCAAGGUUUCUUCCUCUGUCUAGGACACCCUGCCCCCUGAGCAACCCUAAAUUGAAUUGCACUGGCCGAUGCUGAGAAAAUUUAUUUUAUUUAUUUCUUUGUUUGUUUCUAUCUUCCUUUAUUUCUUUAUUUCUUUCCCUAUUCCUCUCUCUGUGUCCACUUCUUUCUUUUUUCUUUGUUUCUUCCCUCCCUACCUCCCUUCUUUCUUUCUUUUUUUCUUUCUUUGGCUCGCCUCUUCCGAGUAGGUUCGCUUCUUGCACUACUGGUUUCGGACCAUCUCAUUCUGGGGAGCUUGCUUCGCCGUCUAGACAGGGAUUCAAGCCAAACGUUUUGAGCCCGUCGCGUUCUGCCGGCAGCGUUCGGUAUCCCCCACUUCGAUCCACCGCCGAGCGUAGUACAUUCCUCGGGUAGAUUAUGGGUUUGGGAAAUCCGAACGUGACUCGAGUGCUGGCUCGAGGAUUCAAGCAUAGCUCAUCGAGAACGACGCGUCGAAUUCGCCGUGAGAUACCAAAUGCAGGCACUUUCGCGUUUCGACCCAUCCAUGACCACGUAAUAGUAAUGUAUAAUUUAUGCGACGCAAUUUAGUGAUCCGCACUGCAUUUUCAGGGGCAAAAAAGAAGAAGCUGUAGCGCGAGCAUUGUUGACCCAAAGUAAUAUCAGUUACAGUACUCAAACGCCUUAUUAUGAGUCCGUCUAAAGUGGACACGCAGUCAGCUGAUAUAGCAUGGGAUGCACAUAUAUGUACACCACUCAAUGCAUUUCCUUUGCCGUCAGCCAGCAAAAUGUGCGCCAUCGCACUGCGCUUGUUUGUGACCUAUACGCCUCACAGAAAGCCUACUGAGAAUUUGGCGAUUGUGCUCUGCGUAGUACGUGUCGUUCACCCGACUCCGCGUUGUUGUAUUUACACGUUGACUUGGCCUGAACCGCCAAAAAUACGAGAUGUUGAUUUUUCUCGAUGACGUUUAUAAAAGGACAUAAAAAAGAAUUGUUGGCGUUCA